CCGCGCUUGCGCUCAGGAGCAGUGGCGGCGGCGUGGGCGGAGAGGCGGCUUCAGAGGCUAAAGGUCCUCAGAGCGAGUAGCGGCGGUGGCAGCAGCAGCAGCAGCAGCAGCAGGAGAAGCAGCGGCCGCGGGAGCCUUCGCUUUGUCGCCAAGAUGCCGGCUGUGUCGAAGGGGGACGGGAUGCGCGGACUGGCCGUCUUCAUCUCCGACAUCAGGAACUGUAAAAGCAAAGAAGCUGAGAUAAAAAGAAUAAACAAAGAAUUGGCAAACAUUCGGUCAAAGUUUAAAGGUGAUAAAGCCCUUGAUGGCUACAGUAAGAAAAAGUACGUCUGCAAGCUGCUUUUCAUCUUCCUCCUGGGGCAUGAUAUUGAUUUUGGCCACAUGGAGGCUGUGAAUCUCCUGAGUUCGAACAAAUACACAGAGAAGCAAAUAGGCUAUCUGUUCAUCUCCGUGCUUGUGAAUUCAAACAGCGAGCUGAUCCGCCUGAUCAAUAACGCAAUCAAGAACGACUUGGCCAGCCGCAACCCCACUUUCAUGGGACUCGCUCUGCACUGCAUCGCCAAUGUGGGCAGCAGAGAGAUGGCGGAAGCAUUUGCUGGAGAAAUUCCAAAAAUACUUGUAGCUGGAGACACCAUGGACAGUGUGAAGCAGAGUGCAGCUCUGUGCUUGCUAAGAUUAUACAGGACUUCUCCUGACCUGGUUCCUAUGGGAGACUGGACCUCCAGAGUUGUGCACCUUCUCAACGACCAACAUCUGGGUGUGGUUACUGCUGCUACAAGUUUGAUCACCACUCUGGCACAAAAGAAUCCAGAUGAAUUUAAAACCUCCGUGUCUCUGGCUGUCUCCAGACUCAGCAGGAUUGUGACGUCUGCAUCGACUGAUCUCCAGGAUUAUACCUAUUACUUUGUCCCAGCGCCGUGGUUAUCUGUGAAGCUUCUAAGGCUGCUGCAGUGCUACCCACCCCCAGAAGAUCCUUCAGCAAGAGGUCGUCUCACCGAGUGUCUGGAAACUAUUCUUAACAAAGCUCAAGAACCUCCAAAAUCCAAGAAAGUACAGCAUUCAAAUGCGAAGAAUGCAGUGCUAUUUGAGGCAAUUAGUUUAAUUAUCCACCAUGAUAGUGAGCCAAACCUGCUUGUCCGUGCCUGUAAUCAGUUAGGCCAGUUCUUGCAGCACCGGGAAACUAAUCUUCGGUACCUAGCACUGGAAAGCAUGUGCACGCUUGCAAGCUCUGAGUUUUCACACGAGGCCGUGAAAACGCACAUAGAAACAGUUAUCAAUGCACUGAAGACAGAGAGGGAUGUAAGUGUGCGACAAAGAGCGGUGGACCUCCUGUAUGCCAUGUGUGACAGAAGCAACGCCCAGCAAAUUGUAGCUGAAAUGCUGAAUUACCUGGAAACUGCUGAUUAUUCUAUUAGAGAAGAAAUUGUGCUGAAGGUUGCGAUUUUAGCUGAGAAAUAUGCAGUGGACUACACUUGGUAUGUGGACACCAUCUUGAAUUUGAUUCGAAUCGCUGGAGACUAUGUCAGUGAAGAGGUGUGGUACAGAGUCAUCCAGAUUGUAAUUAACAGAGAUGAUGUGCAAGGGUAUGCAGCAAAGACAGUCUUUGAGGCGCUUCAAGCACCGGCUUGCCAUGAGAACCUGGUAAAAGUAGGUGGCUACAUCUUGGGAGAGUUUGGAAACCUGAUUGCUGGGGAUCCAAGAUCUAGCCCUUUGAUCCAGUUCAACCUGCUGCACUCAAAGUUCCACCUAUGCAGUGUUCCAACCAGAGCGCUGCUUCUGUCUACGUACAUAAAAUUUGUGAAUUUAUUUCCUGAGAUAAAAACAACUAUUCAGGAUGUGCUGCGCAGUGAUAGCCAACUGAAAAAUGCUGAUGUUGAGCUGCAGCAAAGAGCCGUUGAGUACUUGAGACUCAGUACAAUUGCAAGUACUGACAUCUUGGCAACGGUGCUGGAAGAAAUGCCCCCAUUUCCAGAGAGGGAGUCCUCCAUUCUGGCUAAGCUCAAGAAGAAAAAGGGCCCCAACACAGUUACUGACUUGGAAGAGACAAAGAAAGAGAGGAACUCUGAUGUGAAUGGGAGCACAGAAGCUACUCUUGUAAAUGCCAGCACUGUGUCUACUCCAUCUCCUUCAGCAGACCUUUUAGGACUUGGCACAGCCCCCACGACAAACUCUGUUCCAGCCCCAGCAUCUAGUGGCAGUUUGUUGGUAGAUGUGUUUUCGGACACCUCUGCGGCUCCCGCAUCUCUAGCUCCAGGUUCUGAAGAUAACUUUGCAAGUCCUGACCUAUCUUCAAAUGAGCAGGUGGUUUCUGAGGAACCAGCUGAUGCUGUGCAUGAUGCUGAUGAGCUUUUUCACACGUUUGUUUGCAAAAAUAAUGGAGUCUUAUUUGAGAAUCAGUUGCUACAGAUUGGUUUGAAAUCUGAAUUUCGGCAGAACCUGGGUCGGAUGUUCAUAUUUUAUGGGAACAAGACUUCAACACAAUUUUUGAAUUUUACUCCAGCGCUAAUCUGUUCAGAUGAACUCCAGGCUAGCCUGAAUCUGCAGACGAAACCAGUUGAUCCCACUGUGGAGGGAGGUGCUCAGGUGCAGCAGAUAGUAAAUAUUGAGUGCAUAUCAGACUUCAUGGAAGCACCAGCCCUAAAUAUUCAGUUCAGAUAUGGAGGAACGUUGCAAAACAUUUCUGUGAAGCUUCCCAUCACAUUGAACAAAUUUUUCCAGCCUACAGAAAUGGCCGCUCAAGACUUCUUCCAGAGGUGGAAGCAGCUAAGCAGCCCUCAACAGGAAGUGCAGAACAUCUUUAAAGCAAACCAUCCAAUGGAUACCGAAAUUACAAAGGCAAAGAUUAUUGGCUUUGGCACAGCUUUACUGGAAGAAGUAGAUCCCAAUCCUGCUAACUUUGUCGGAGCCGGUAUAAUCCACACAAAAUCAUUCCAGAUUGGAUGUUUGAUGCGUCUUGAACCCAACCUGCAGGCACAGAUGUACAGAUUAACACUACGGACAAGUAAAGAAACGGUGUCCCGAAGGUUAUGUGAAUUACUUUCGGAACAGUUCUGAGCCAUAAUGUGCAACCCCUUCUGAUUCUCCAUUUCUGCCAUUGUCCAUGUCCUGCUCCAAAAAUGUUUUGUACACCAGUGUCUGCAAAAAUAAUUGCCACCCCAUUCACAUCCCUGCCUUAAAGGACCUGUCCCUUUUUAUGUGAAACAAAUGAUAUGUGCAACAUAAAAUUACUUAAAUGUGAAAAUAAAAUAAAAUGACUCUUAGAUUUUUGGUGCAAAGAAGCUGGGAGGUCUUGUAUGUGUGUGGGAGGUCUUGUGUGUCUCAACUCAACUGUGCUUCAUAUAUUUUUGGCAGGAGUUGUUUUAUUAAAAUUCACUUCAGGUAUGGUUAAUCCCAACUAAAUGAAACAGUUUUGCUGGAAAUGCCACUGUAAAUUGCUAGAGGCAUGCUAGAAGAAGAAAAAAAAGGUAUGAAAGAGAAAUUGGUGUGCAGAGAGGGCUAGAUUCCAUUCCUGCUCCAUUGAAUGUUACCCCGUGUCCUUUUUAAAGGAUCUAGAUACAUCUGAAGAUGGCUAUAACUAUUUGCUUUGUAAAGAACAUUUGGAGGCAUAAGCACAUAUUCUGAUUCAUAUUUUAAUAUCCUCAAAUGACUUCCUUUAAAUCCCAGCCCUCCACUUUUCUCCAAGUUCUGAACUACCAAAGAGUUAUUGUCAUGAUAAAUGCUUAAGUAAGAAAACCACAUUGGGUUCUUGGGUACAACAUGUUGUUGUUGUUUUUUCCAAAGCUCUGGUUGAUCAUCUAAACAUCAGUACACUUUGACUUUAAAUUAAGAAAUCACUUGAAGUAUUCUUUUACCUAAGACUUUCCAAGGGACCCAAGGCCCUGACCCCCCUCCCCCCGCACUUUCCUGUUUAACAAAAAAAAGAAAGAAAGAUUUUUUUCCCCAUUUAACAUCUUCUGAAUCAUAGUGAUAGCCACUAGCUCUGAUCAGGGAGAGUUUAGCCUAUUCAGAUUUGAAAUACACUGUGGGUUCUGCAAGUAUGAUGGGUAGGAAGCUGAUUGCUUUGAAAUGCUUGUCAUGUCACCAGAACACUUUUGGUCUAGAACUUGACAGUCCUGUUUUCAAAAAGUGUAGUAAUGGCACCUGUAGUUUGGUAAGAUCUAUGCAUUUGUGGAACAUGCUAUGGAACUGGCAUCUUCUUUGACAGAAGUAGAAUGAUCGUUAAACUGACUACCGUUACACACCUCUGAAGAGCUCCUUAAGAAGUAAUUUAUGACUGCAAUUAUAUACGAAGGCAAUGCAAAAAUUAAAAAAGUAAAAUAAGCUACAAUGUUGUUUGAUUACAAGUGACAGUUGCUGCUUGAGUUAUGAGGCAUUUUAACAAACAACAACGUGGCUUAUUCUGUCCCAGUGUCUGGAAUUAACUUAUAAAAACUGAAAAUCCACUUUCCUUCUUAAUGUGGCUAUUGGAUCAGAAUCAUAUUGACCAACUUCUCCAAUCAAAUUUGAUGAGUUAUAUUGAAGCACAUUGUAUGGAACUACCUGGUGUGUAACCUGGUAAAAUAAUAAAACAAUAACUCUUACAUUCUCCUAUCACUGGGGAAAUUUUUAGGAGUUGUCAUUAUGACAGGCCCAUUGCAUUACUGUGAUUACACUACUGUAAAUGAUAUUAAGCAUUCAGAGGUGUUCUGAAGUGUGUCUUAUCGCAGAUGCUGGGAAGAACGGCCAUCUCAUUUUUAACAUAGAUCCGUCCCACUGGAAGCAUAGUUUGUCUCCUUUUUAAUUCCACCUUAAUACACUGUUUUUGUGUACUGUUCACUUGUGUAAUUUUUGCAAAUAAAUGUGGUUUUAUCCACAAAGGGUGAUAUUUAACUAAAUUAUACUCAGGGUAGGCCAUGUGAAAUUAAUGGACUUCACUUAGAUAAGUCCAUUUACUUCAGUGGAUUUUCUCAGAGUAUGACUAACAUUGGAUAUCAUUCAUAGAGAAAAAGGACUCUAAAUAUAGGUGGCUCAAUGACCAACUGUAUAUAUGAGUAAUCAAAAUUUAUGCAAGACUUCACCUCUGAUAUGAGCCAUAUAGGCAUUGUUUUGAAGAAAACUUUUUUUUAAAAAAAAGUUUCUCUUUAUUGGGAUAAAUGACCUUGAUUUACCAAAGUUGUGUGUCCUUCUCCAUCUCAAGCAGAAGUUAACAGUUUCUGUGGCUAAAGCAGUAUUAGUAAUUAAGGUACAGUAUUUGUUUUGUUGACAUGUGAAAAUACCUGAACAGGAAGACAAAAUAUUGUGCACUUUUAGGCCUACACUCCAAUAUGUAAUGUGUAGUCAUCUCACUUGUAAAAAAAAAUAAAAAUCACAAGCUUA
Molecule: messenger RNA, 5355 nt
Organism: Podarcis raffonei (Aeolian wall lizard)
Lineage: Eukaryota; Metazoa; Chordata; Lepidosauria; Squamata; Lacertidae
Gene: AP2A2
Product: adaptor related protein complex 2 subunit alpha 2
Exons: 23
Coding region: 154-3054 (966 amino acids)
Biological process (GO): intracellular protein transport; clathrin-dependent endocytosis
Cellular component (GO): AP-1 adaptor complex; Golgi apparatus; AP-2 adaptor complex
Molecular function (GO): clathrin-cargo adaptor activity
Source: RefSeq, a predicted model, not a curated record